AUGGAUCUCUUGAAUGUAGUCCAAGUUUACAUCAAUCCAUUGUUUCUGUCUAUGGUUCUCCUUUUUUCUCUUUUGAUUUGGCUUAAACCAGCAAAAAAGAAAAACCUGAAUCUGCCCCCAUCACCCCCAAAGCUACCUAUUAUCGGCAACAUCCACCACCUUGGCAUGCUUCCUCACCGCUCUCUCAGAGACCUCUCAAGGAACUAUGGUUCUCUCUUUCUUCUACAAUUGGGGUAUAAUCCAACAGUGCUGGUUUCAUCACCUGAAUUGGUUAAAGAAAUUAUGAAAAACCAUGACGUUAUUUUCUCAAACAGACCAAGGACUACGGCUGUGGAUAUUUUGUUAUAUAACUGCGGGGAUAUGGUUUUUGCACCCUAUGGUGAGUUUUGGAGAAAAGUUAAGAAGAUCAGUGUUCUUGAGCUUUUCAGCCAUCAAAGAGUGAACUCAUUUCAGUUUGUUAGAGAAGAAGAAGUUGAACUUCUUAUCAACAAAAUCCGUGGUGCUUGUCUUAAAGGACAGUCCAUUAAUCUGUCAGAGAUGCUAAUGAUGGUUGCAAAUAACAUAGCUUCUCGAUGCAUUCUUAGUCAUAAAAGUGAAGAAGAAGAUGGGUGCAGCAAGUUUGGGCAGUUGGGUAAAAGGUUGUCGGUUCUCUUAAUCGGUUUCUGUAUUGGUGAUAUGUUUCCUUACUUGAGGUGGGUUGAUGUGCUUACUGGAUAUGUUCCAAGUAUGAAAGCAUUAUCUGCGGAAUUCGAUGCAUUCCUUGACCAUGUAAUUGAGGAGCAUAGAGCUCUUGAAGUUGAUGGCCAAGUUUCCAAUAAAAAGGACUUCGUUUCUAUCAUCAUGCAACUUCAAAAGGACGGCAUGUAUAAGAUGGACCUCACUCGAGCCAACAUCAAAGCUAUCUUACUGGACAUGUUUGUGGCAGGAAGUGAUACCACUACGGCGACAAUAGAAUGGAUGAUGGCUGAGCUUUUAAAGCAUCCAAAUGCCAUGAAAAGAGUCCAACAAGAGGUAAGAACUGUGGUGGGGAACAAAUCCAAGAUUGUUAUGGAGGAUAUCAAGAAAAUGGAAUACUUAAAAUGUAUAGUCAAAGAAACUUUAAGACUGCAUCCGGCAGCUCCUCUUCUGAUCCCUCGAAGAACAUCUGCAAGUGUAAAACUAGGAGGUUAUGACAUCCCUUCUGAUACCACAAUCCUUAUCAAUGGAUGGGCCAUUCAUAGAGACCCCAAAUGGUGGGAAAAUCCAGAAGGGUUCAUCCCGGAGAGGUUUGAGGAUAGCUCCAAUACUGAUUUUCAAGGUCAAGAUUUCCACUUCAUCCCAUUUGGUUUUGGAAGAAGGGCAUGUCCUGGGAUGCAAUUUGGAGUUGUUACUACUGAGUAUGUGGUGGCCAAUCUUCUCUAUUGGUUUGACUGGAAGUUGCCUGCUGGUGAAAUUCCUGAAAAUUUGGACAUGGCUGAACUCUACGGUCUCACGUGCCAUAAGAAAACACCUCUUCAUGUUAUACCUCAUUUCUCUUUUUAA
This is a messenger RNA of Gossypium arboreum, 1521 nucleotides long. Its product is annotated as cytochrome P450 71A1-like. The record is from RefSeq and is a predicted model, not a curated record. Lineage: Eukaryota; Viridiplantae; Streptophyta; Magnoliopsida; Malvales; Malvaceae. Gene Ontology annotation, molecular function: iron ion binding; monooxygenase activity; oxidoreductase activity, acting on paired donors, with incorporation or reduction of molecular oxygen. Bases 1 to 1521 code for a protein of 506 amino acids. The transcript has 2 exons.